This is a messenger RNA of Malaclemys terrapin pileata, 950 nucleotides long. It is a transcript of the gene RNASEK, whose product is annotated as ribonuclease K. The coding region runs from base 94 to 390 and encodes 98 amino acids. NCBI's taxonomy places the organism in Eukaryota, Metazoa, Chordata, Testudines, Emydidae. The record is from RefSeq and is a predicted model, not a curated record. The transcript has 3 exons. Gene Ontology annotation, molecular function: RNA endonuclease activity.
CGAGGCUGCCUUCAGUCUGCUGCGUCGGCCCGGCCAGCAGCAGCCCGACGAGGAGGCUCCGCGCCGCCCGCUCGCCCCCGCUCCGGCCCCGCCAUGGCCUCCCUGCUCUGCUGCGGGCCCAAGCUGGCCGCCUGCGGCAUCGUGCUCAGCGCCUGGGGCGUCAUCAUGCUGAUUCUCCUGGGGAUUUUCUUCAACGUUCACUCGGCUAUUCUCAUCGAAGACGUUCCCUUCACGGAGGAAGAUUUCAAGGACGGCCCGGAGAAGAUUCACCGCCUCUACGAGCAAGUCAGCUACAACUGCUUCAUUGCGGCCGGGCUGUAUGUGCUGCUCGGGGGCUUCUCCUUCUGCCAGGUCCGGCUGAACAAGCGCAAAGAGUACAUGGUGCGCUAGGACCCCGCCGGGGACAGCCGCCCCUCCCCCCCCCCCCGGAUCCCCCACGCCCCUCUAUUUAUUACAGCCCCUCCCUGGUGCGCCUUUGCUCGGGAGUUGCCCUGCGGUGGGGACUUCGUGGGGGGCGCCCACCCCCUGGGAUGCUGCUGACCCCUGGCCUUAAGAGAUUGUAAAAGUGGGGGGUCUCCAGUUGUGUGGGGGGGGUCAGUCUCCCUACGGUGCUGGUGGGGCACAAAUGGGUUGUUGCCUGUGGGGCUGGCUCCCCCCCUCUUUGCAUGGGGCAGGCUGUGGGUUGGGGUGGGGGUCACGUUCUGUACCCCCCAGCGUGGAGUCCUCCUGUCGUCUCACUUUCCAAACCCACCCUGCGGUGUCGUCCGUCCCCCAUCCCUCCCCAGCAGCGAGGAGAGGGGGUGAGAUGCUGAACUGGGUGUGGGGGGGGGGCACCCCUUGUCCUCUCCUGCAGAGACGACCCCCCCCCCCCCCCCCACCGGGUUGCGGUGGGUGUCUGUUUGUGUCAACUCUGGAACUGGUUCCUGUGAAAUAAAACAUAUUGGAUCCCC